Messenger RNA from Didymodactylos carnosus, 576 nucleotides. The record is from the annotation of a GenBank genome assembly. NCBI's taxonomy places the organism in Eukaryota, Metazoa, Rotifera, Eurotatoria, Philodinida, Philodinidae.
AUGCAAAACGGAGUUGAAAAUAAAUGUUCAAAAACCCAACUCAAACCUACUAAAAUCUCAGCUCCAACAACUCCGCCAAAGUCAACUCCUACUCCAACUCCAACUCCACCAAAAGAAUCCCCAACUCCGGAGUUGGAAUUGCCCAGCCAUGAUGUCGUACCUUAUCGGGGUAACGUCAUAAAUACACUUGAUUUUACAUGUAAAGCUGUAAAAUCUCAGUCAAACAUAGCUGGUAUUACUGGGCCAUUUUUGUCAAACGAAGCUAAAAUAAUUGCACAAUUUUCCAGUCGUAUUGGUAUUUCAACAAUAAGUUAUUCAGCAACUGAUCCUGAACUAUCUGAUCGUAAUGCAUAUCCAAUGUUUUAUCGUCUCGCACCAGCGGACAAUAUUGCAGCCUAUGCAAUAUCAAAAAUAUUUGAAAAAUUUAAAUGGAAUAUAACCAAUAUUAUUUACCAAACAGAUAGUUAUGGACAAGGUGGUUUGCAAGCUUCAACAGAAAUAUUUAUUCGAAUUGGUGUAAAAAUAUUAUCGACAACUAAAUUUGAUAUGUCAGCGAAAGAAGUAGAUGGACCCUAA